Messenger RNA from Pogona vitticeps (central bearded dragon), 1310 nucleotides. It is a transcript of the gene RERG, whose product is annotated as RAS like estrogen regulated growth inhibitor. Gene Ontology annotation, molecular function: GTP binding; GTPase activity. The record is from RefSeq and is a predicted model, not a curated record. NCBI's taxonomy places the organism in Eukaryota, Metazoa, Chordata, Lepidosauria, Squamata, Agamidae.
CACCGCCGCUUCUAUCGGCGCGUUGCCGGUGAAGCAAGCGCUCGCCCGGGUCGCUCGCUGGCUCGCUCCCCGCCCCGGAUUCUGCAGCACUCGCUUUCCUGCCGCUCUCCAUUCCGCUACUCGGAGAAGGGAAAGGAGGACGCCAGCCCUGCCAGGCGCCCCCCGAUGGCUCGCUUGGGGAGCCCGCCUCUCUGAUCCCGAAGAGAACCGAGAUCCAGCUUGGGAUCCUGCCUCCUGCUUGCCCUAACCCCCCCUGCACCCCCAUCCCCCUCAAAAGCCCGGGCUGACCGAGAAAGGGAGUCGAUCGACUGGCGAGGCAGAAGCAGCAGCAGCAGCAGCAUCGGGAGAUGCCGGCGGCGCGGAGGCCCUGUUUGGAAGUCGCCAUGGCACUGUGUGUCUGAAGACAGAAUUUGGAAACUCAUCUUUUGCACCGAUUUGGCUAAAAAAACAUUUCACUCCUACCAACGACUUCCAUUUUUUUGAACCUUGCCAUGGCUAAGAGUGCGGAGGUCAAGCUAGCCAUCUUUGGCCGAGCUGGAGUUGGAAAGUCAGCUCUCGUUGUGCGUUUUCUGACCAAGCGAUUCAUAUGGGAGUAUGAUCCUACUCUUGAAUCUACAUAUCGUCAUCAAGCCACUAUUGACGAUGAAGUCGUUUCCAUGGAGAUACUAGACACAGCUGGGCAGGAAGAUGCCAUUCAGAAGGAAGGGCACGUGCGGUGGGGCGAAGGCUUUGUGCUGGUCUAUGACAUCACUGACAGAGGGAGCUUCGAAGAGGUCCUGCCACUUAAGAACUUGCUGGAUGAAGUCAAAAAACCCAAGAACGUGACUUUGAUCUUAGUUGGGAACAAAGCAGACCUGGAUCACUCCAGGCAGGUCAGCACAGAAGAAGGCGAGAAGCUGGCCACCGAACUCGCUUGCGCAUUUUACGAAUGCUCUGCUUGUACAGGGGAAGGCAACAUCAUGGAGGCCUUUUAUGAGCUCUGCAGGGAAGUCCGGCGCAGAAAGAUGGUCCAAGGCAAGACUCGGAGGAGGAGCUCCACCACUCAUGUCAAGCAAGCCAUCAACAAGAUGCUCACCAAAAUUAGCAGCUAAAAAUAUGAUUGCUCUAGCUCUCUCACACACAUAUAUAUUUGUUUCAAUCAUUAUUGUAGAACAGUUGAGUCUUUGGUGAAAAGGGAUCACAAGGUUGGAUGAUAGCAGAAUUUGGAAACAGCUUUUUGGUUUAUCAUUUCUGUUUUCUUUUGCUUGGAUGAAAACGCUUAGACUCCUCCAAUGGCCAUGCUGGCUGGGGGUUUCAGGGACACCCUCCAA